Messenger RNA from Manis pentadactyla (Chinese pangolin), 5965 nucleotides. RefSeq names its product paired box 2 (gene PAX2). Gene Ontology annotation, biological process: regulation of transcription by RNA polymerase II; anatomical structure development. Lineage: Eukaryota; Metazoa; Chordata; Mammalia; Pholidota; Manidae. The coding region runs from base 2587 to 3816 and encodes 409 amino acids. The transcript has 13 exons. The record is from RefSeq and is a predicted model, not a curated record. Gene Ontology annotation, molecular function: DNA-binding transcription factor activity, RNA polymerase II-specific; RNA polymerase II cis-regulatory region sequence-specific DNA binding.
GGAACAGCGUACUGGCCGGGCAGGUGAGAAAACUGAGGCUCAAAGAGGCAAAGGGACUGUGCAUGUGGUGGCUGCUGCUUCUUCCCGUGGGCUUUGGGGCCUGGGAGCCUUUCUCUUUAGGCUGCACACUUUCCCUCUUUCGCUCCCCACACGAAGUUAGUGCGUGUUCGUGGGGUUGUGAGCCCAAAGCAAACCCAGGAGCGCCAUCUGCAGGUCUUGAGAGGAAGAGACUGACCUUCUGGGCUGAACCCUGAGCCUUCAGUCUCCUGCCCAAGUGGAUUAAGCGGAUCAGGCUCAGGAGGAUCAAGGAAGGAGGGCAAACGCCAGGAUUCCAGCAAACCGACCUCUAAGAGUGGGAGGCUCAGAACCCUUUAGGGCCAAGCCUGGCCCGAGCCCUGCCGAGAAUUAAGGGCGCUUCGAAAACCCGGGUGCAAGAGGCCCACUAGGAGUCUCUUGACUGAGUUGGGCGGGUGCAGCCCCCAUUCUGGCUGUUUCCUGGGCUCGCGCCAGCGGGACAGCGGCACGAGUCCGCGGAGCUUCUGCGGACGCCUGGGACGCCAGGAGCCAGAGGCGCCACGAGCCCGGGUGGCAAGAGCGUAGCGCGCGGGCUUCCCUGAGCCGCCCUUCGUAGACCCAGGGAAGCGGGGGGAGGGAGCUAAGGAGGAAGAGAGAGUUAAAACAUCAGCUGAAGUGCCAAGAUGAUUUAUGAGACGAGGGAAAAUAUUUCAUAAAGAUUUCUCGGAUAUUCUGUACUUAACCAGUUAGGAGACAAAGGGCUUCUCCUGCCUGGUGCUUGCGAGCGGACCAGAGCGGGCGAAAGAGCGAGUGCAGACGCGGGCUGCGGAGGCUGGGCCAGCGGCUCCGGUAGGAGCGGGGCCAGGCCGAGCGCGCUGCGCCUCCUGCGCCAGCUCCCGAUCGGCGAGCUGGCAGCGGGCGGCGCUCAGCCUCGUUCCGCAGCCUCUUCUCCCCAGCCGGGGAGAGCCAGCCUUGGUCUUCCGUCCUCUGCCGUGAGGGACCAGUCACUCUGCACUGUCUCCCUCCCCAAGCUCUUCUCCCUGGCCACCCGAGGGUCCAGGAGCCAAGUCUCCGGGCUGUCCCACUAUCCGUUGUGUCCCACUGAGGCAGGUGGGUCCUCUUGCCGGAGGUCUCCAGUUUCAUUCUAAACCGAGCGUUCUGUGCUGCCCAGACCCCGAUGGACAAGGGGAAAAGGGAAGCCCUGUGCGCAGCCGCGCGUGGGACUGGAGAAGAUAAAAUGCCGGGCACUUGCCCCGGAAUGAGAAUUGGGGGUGCAUGGAUGGGGAGGUACCUCAGGAGGGAAAGGCUUAAGGGGAGGACUAGAGAGAGGAAGGAAGAACCAGGAAGGAACGGAAGGGAACUCAGCUGAGAGCAGGAGGGUUAGGACUAGGGAUGCGGACCAGGCUCGGGGCCGUGUGGCCCACGCGGGCGCUGGCCGGUGGCUGGCAGGGCUGGGUGAGUUGGGACUGCGAGCCCGGCUUCCGAGCACGGCACGCUCCGAGGCCCUCUGUCGUUGCCUGAAUAUUCAUUAGACCUGGCGCUCUUUAUCCUUAUCUAACGUUUAUCUUAUCGGCGAGUUUCGUUUCUCAGUGUAGUUUUAAUCCUGGGCUCCCCUUUCUCCUCCCCCGGCCCUCUCCCCUCCCUCCCUCUUCCUUCGCCCGCUGCUCCCUCCCACCUCCCGUUUCCUCCCCUCCCCUACCCUCGCCGGCACCGGAGUGACAGGCGCGGGGCCCUCCUCGCCUAAGCUCGGGGCUCCAGCGUUGGCGAAUCACAGAGUGGUGGAAUCUAUUGCCUUUGUCUGACAAGUCAUCCAUCUCCCGGCGCGGGGAGAGGGAGGGGGUCUGGAGGGGGCUUUGCAGCUUUUAGAGAGACACACACGGGGAGCCAAGGCUCCAGUCUCCGGCCGAGUCUUCUCGCAGCCGCAACCCACCUGGGGCCAGCCCAGUGCUGCUGCGCCGCUCGCCUCCCUCCCUUCCUCUCGGCCCUUCACCGCGGCAGCGGGCGUCUGCCUUUUCCGGGGGCGGGGGCCCGGCUAGCGCUCUCCCCUCCCGAAGGCUCCCGCUCGGACAUCCCGAGGAUUGCUACUUCUCUGCCAACUUCGUCAACUCACCGGCACUUGCAGCGGCCCGGCUCCCUGCCUGGCGCCCUCGGGCCGCCCCCCGCACCUCGCCCUCUCCGACUGUCUUUCGGAUGACCGGGUUCCACCGGAGCUGAGCGAGCCGUCUCCCCCGCCCAGCCUUAGCUCUGGCCUCAGCUGCCUCUCGUGCCAUGCGCCCCCAGACCCCCCCGGCCCGGCCCGCCGCCCCGGGGCCGUUCUGCUGACCGGCCAGCCCUGCGCCCCGACGGUGGGAAGUUGCGGCCUCAGCGGUUGCAAGCUCCGGCCGACCGGGGAAGAGUCCCCGCGGGGAGCGCAGCGCGGCGCCACCCGCCCGCGCGAGCCCCGCCGCAGCAGGGCGUCCGCUCACCACCACCCCUCUCCACGUCCCUCCUUUUUCUCCUCAAGUCCUGAAGUUGAGUUUGAGAGGCGACACGGCGGCGGCGGCCGCGCUGCUCCCGCUCCUCUGCCUCCCCAUGGAUAUGCACUGCAAAGCAGACCCCUUCUCCGCGAUGCACCCAGGGCACGGGGGUGUGAACCAGCUUGGGGGGGUGUUUGUGAACGGCCGGCCCCUGCCCGAUGUAGUGAGGCAGCGCAUCGUGGAGCUGGCCCACCAGGGUGUGCGGCCCUGCGACAUCUCCCGGCAGCUGCGGGUCAGCCACGGCUGUGUCAGCAAAAUCCUGGGCAGGUACUAUGAGACUGGCAGCAUCAAGCCCGGAGUCAUCGGUGGCUCCAAGCCCAAAGUGGCAACGCCCAAAGUCGUGGACAAGAUUGCUGAAUACAAGCGACAGAACCCGACUAUGUUCGCCUGGGAGAUCCGAGACCGGCUCCUGGCUGAGGGCAUCUGCGACAACGAUACAGUGCCCAGUGUCUCUUCCAUCAACAGGAUCAUCCGGACCAAAGUUCAGCAGCCUUUCCACCCAACGCCAGAUGGGGCCGGGACGGGAGUGACUGCACCUGGCCACACCAUCGUUCCCAGUACGGCCUCCCCUCCUGUUUCCAGCGCCUCCAACGAUCCAGUGGGAUCCUACUCCAUCAACGGGAUCCUGGGGAUCCCUCGCUCCAAUGGCGAGAAGAGGAAACGUGAUGAAGAUGUGUCUGAGGGCUCAGUCCCCAAUGGAGACUCCCAGAGUGGUGUGGACAGUUUGCGGAAGCACUUGCGAGCUGACACCUUCACCCAGCAGCAGCUGGAAGCUUUGGAUCGGGUCUUUGAGCGUCCUUCCUACCCUGACGUCUUCCAGGCAUCAGAGCACAUCAAAUCAGAACAGGGGAACGAAUACUCCCUCCCAGCCCUGACCCCUGGGCUUGAUGAAGUCAAGUCGAGUCUAUCUGCAUCCACCAACCCCGAGCUGGGCAGCAACGUGUCAGGCACGCAGACAUACCCUGUUGUAACUGGUCGUGACAUGGCGAGCACCACCCUGCCUGGUUACCCCCCUCACGUGCCCCCCACUGGCCAGGGAAGCUACCCCACCUCCACCCUGGCAGGAAUGGUGCCUGGGAGUGAGUUCUCCGGCAACCCGUACAGCCACCCCCAGUACACGGCCUACAACGAGGCUUGGAGAUUCAGCAACCCCGCCUUACUAAUGCCGCCCCCCGGGGCUCCGCCCCUGCCGCUGCUGCCGCUGCCUAUGACCGCCACUAGUUACCGCGGGGACCACAUCAAGCUGCAGGCCGACAGCUUCGGCCUCCACAUCGUCCCUGUCUGACCGCCAGCCCCGGAGGGAGGGCGCACCGACGCGACGCCCCCGGGCCACCGCCCCAGCCCCACCCCUAUACCAGGACCCCUGCAGCCCUUCACGUCACCCCGUCCACGGCCGGACAGGAAGCGUGGAGCCGCGGGCGGGACCCUUAGGGCCGGGCCUGCCGCCCCCAGCCCCGCCCGCCGCCCCUCCCCGCCUGCCGGAACUGCGCCGUUCCGCCGGGAGGGCCGAACCCAACGCCUCGGCCUCGCCCGAGCCAGUCCCGAAGGGGACCAGCCGCCCCGUCGGACUCUGGCCAGGCCGGCCGCUGCGCUCGGGGGACACGUUUCUGUGACACACAAUCAGCGCGGACUGCAGCGCGUCCCAGCCCGGGAGCAGCUCUCCUCGGCCGCCCUGGCGCCGGGAGGCUUCGCUGGAGGGACUGGGCAAAGGAAAUAAACAAAACGGUUUUCUGCAGAAGGAGGAAGAAUCUCCUGCCUAACCUUCGGAGAGAAGUCCUUAACCCCCGCGCCAGCUGGACUGCCCCCACCUUCCAAUGUGCCCUGCUCCAGCAGGUGGAAUGGCAUGGGGGCCGGGCGUUAGGAUCGCGGGUUGGGGUCGUCAGGUCUUUCCAAAGUUGGGACCAAAGACACACAGGUCCCAGCAGCUCGCGCCCACCAAGUCCGACUCCUGGCUCUUCCCUGCUCCACCUGAACUGCACGGUUCCCCAGGGCCCAGGCAUCCCUGCUAGUGACCAGACUCUCAGCCCCACCCUGCCCCUACCUCAGUGUCUCAACAGUCCGCUGAUCUCCCCGUUUCCCCUCCUUUUCCCAUCCCACGACGCUCUGCAUCUCUCCUCCCUAACUCAUCGCCCCAUGCGAGGCUCUCCCUUGCCUGCUGCAGAACCAAUUUCCGUAGGCCGCGGGGCGCUGGUCUUCCCCGAACAGUUACUUGAUGUCCCCUCUCCCGACAACCUCUCAAUCUGCCAGUGGUAGGAGCAGGUUCUGAGCUGGCGUCUGAGCUGGGGCGGGGUGGAAGUGGGGGGCUGCCCCACACCACCCUCACACACCACCCCCCAGCCACCCCCAGCCUCCUCCUCCAGCAGGAACCGAACAGAACCGCAAGAAUUACAUUUAUUUAAUAUGAUGGUCUUUGAAAAAAGGGAAAAAAACAAUACAAAAACCCAACAGGCUGCUGCUUUAUAGGAAGACGGUGUGCCGUGUGAAGGCGAAAACCCGUGUAUAUAACCCCGCCCCGCCCGGUAGAGUCCCCGCUGCCCGCCCGCCUUGCCUGUAGAUACGCCCCUCUGUCCGUGCUGUGAGAGUCGCCGCUCGCUGGGGGAAGGGGGGGACACAACUACACGCCCACUAAAGCACAGCACGUCCUGGGGGAGGGGGGGCAUUUUUUUAUGUUACAAAAAAAUUACGAAAGAAAAGAAAUCUCUAUGCAAAAUGACAAACACGGUCCUGUGGACUCCUCUCGCCUCUGUUUUGUCGGCUAUUUCUCUGUGAUUCCGUGUUUUCGCUCUCCCCCGCAUCUCUGCCCUCUCUCCAUCCCUCUCUUCGCUUCUCUCCCCCUCUGUCUCUCUCCGUCUCUGUCCCUCUCGUCUCUCUGUCUCUGUCCCUUCGUCGGCCUCUCCCCCCAGCUCUGCUCCGGCCGCCUGGCCCUCGCAGGCUAGCUCCGAGGGGGCCUCUCCGCCCGGGCCUGCCCCCUCGCGGCCGCGCCCGCGCGCCCUGGGUCGCCCGCCCCGCCCCGUAGUUGCUCUCUCUCGGUAGCGGCGAUGCGCCCUGCAUGUCUCCUCACCCGUGGAUCGUGACGACUCGAAAUAACAGAAACAAAGUCAAUAAAAGUGAAAAUAAAUAAAUAAAUAAAAAUCCUUGAACAAAUCCGAAAAGGCUUGGAGUUCUCGCCCAGAUCUCUCUCCCCUUCGAGCCUUUUUUUAUUUGAAAAGGAAAACGAGAAAAGAGACUGGUUUAAGGGAACAGCCGGCGCCCAGCCAGGUUCCUGUGGCCCGAGCGGGGCGGCGAGGGCGCCGAGGUUCGAACUCCGAGGCCCGGUCCAUUCCAGUCCUUGUGGAGCUGGCCGGGCAGGGCCCCAUAACCAGGACCAGCCGAACCCUCCAGAGAUCCCCGAUAGCUCUGGUCUCCUUGGCCACUUUCAGCGCUUCGGUUCGUUU